AUGUCAGCAGAUCUCUUUGCGGCGUUUGGACAGCCUGAUUCCUCAUCACAGCCCACCACCGCCUCGAACGAUGCCAACUUGUCGACAACCGGACCGGUCAAGGGACAGCCCGGUGCUUUGUUAGACACGGAUGUCGACCCAAGAGAUGCUACUGCGCCACAGACCUCGAUAUUUGAAUCCUGGCAGCCACCUGCGCUGGAGCGGGCGAGCAGUGAUGCCGAGGUGCUCUUUGAUGCCACGACGGAACCACCUCCGGGUAGCAACGACGGAGAUGCAGACGACGAUGAGUGGGGGGAGUUUGAGAGUGCAGAGCAGUUGCCGAUAGCUCAGCAGGAGGGAUCUCUUGGUCUACAGCACCAGGUCAUCGAUAUCAGCAACAGCAGCAACUUUGGGAACUCUGCCACAUCUCGAAAGCCAUCUUUCCAUCAGACUGCUAAUUCUCAGCCUCAGCCGGAGAAUGUCAUCGAUCUGCUAUCUAUCGACGAUGAUCCUGCAAGAACUACAACAGGUUAUUCUACGGGUGAUCGACCGGUCCGGUAUCAAAUAGGUCAGACAUCAGGCGAGGAGAUGCUAGUUGCUGCCCCUCCAGGGAAGAACAAAAACAAAGAAAUAAUUGAGAUUAAAGAAGAAGAAGAUGAUGAUGAUUGGGGUGAAUUUAUUGACGGAGCCGAAGAUGCUGGCACUAAGGCCCAGCAGCAGCAACAGCAACAGCCAAUCCCUACCUCGUCGUCAGGGCGCGCUCAGGUAACAGCAGCCUCACCUGGGACCAGCUUGAAUAUGGGGAAAACAGUGACACGCAAGGCAGAAACCAGCACCUCGUCGGUUCGACCUACAAAUAUUCCACCGCCCUCGAUCCUCCUGCCGCUUUUCCCGCCUUUAUUGGAAGAGUCAAGACGAAAAGCGGCAGGUUAUGCAAAGCGGAAGGGAGACGGCAGCAGCCCGCUGCCUGAUGGUGAGUUCGCCAACCAGCUGGUAUCUGAGAUCAGAACCAUGGCCCACGUCGUGUCCGGGCGCCAUCUACGGUGGAAACGAGACCAAAUACUCAGCCAAAGCACUAAAAUAGGCCCCGCCAGGUCUGGACGAUCCGGGGGCAUGAAAUUGAGCAGUGUCAACAAAUUAGAGAAUGUAAAGGAAGAAAAAGAGGCAGUGGAGGUGGUCGAGGCGUGGAAGAGGUGCAGUGGCCUGCUCAACUCGGUGGUUACAUCAAGGGGGAAGAACCCGAUGCCAACCCUGUCGCUGAGCACGCAAGUACGAACUGCUACUGCUGACGAGGGUGCGCUGAAAUCCGCGCAUGCCUGCGCCCUCUGCGGACUGAAGAGAGAAGAGAGAGUGGCCCGAGUCGACGAUGGGGUGAGCGAUAGCUUUGGAGAGUGGUGGCUCGAUCACUGGGGACACGCGGACUGCGAGGCCUUCUGGAAAUCCAAUGCCGCCAAGCUCGAUCAAAGAUGA
This is a messenger RNA of Trichophyton verrucosum HKI 0517, 1449 nucleotides long. RefSeq lists its product as uncharacterized. Lineage: Eukaryota; Fungi; Ascomycota; Eurotiomycetes; Onygenales; Arthrodermataceae. The coding region runs from base 1 to 1449 and encodes 482 amino acids. The transcript has a single exon. The record is from RefSeq and is a predicted model, not a curated record.